Molecule: messenger RNA, 3342 nt
Organism: Ruditapes philippinarum (Manila clam)
Lineage: Eukaryota; Metazoa; Mollusca; Bivalvia; Venerida; Veneridae
Exons: 7
Coding region: 148-3342 (1064 amino acids)
Molecular function (GO): ATP hydrolysis activity
Source: RefSeq, a predicted model, not a curated record
AAAAAUACAAUAACGAGGUAUAAAUUACAUGUUAACCUGAAGGAUGUAAACCUUCUUAAAAGCCAUUACAUUUGAGACACGUCAAGAUGGCUGCAGAGAGCCCAGGAUAAACAUUUAACACUAGGGAGAAGAACUUACGAAAUCAAGAUGGCACAUGAAAUACAUUUAAAGAACAACAAAUACCGGCAGUGGGUUAAGGCUGGCCUAGGCUUGGGUUAUCUUAAAGAGGGACUUGCGCCAUUUUGUGAUGACAUAGGAAGACAGCAACACAAAGAUAUUAUAAACAAAAUACAACAAACAAAGACUCCUCAACCAAACGUACCAUGCAGCGCCUGUCGGAUAACAGCUCUCCAGCCAGACCAUGUCCGAGUCUCAAAAGGGAUAUGUCCCCUCAAUCAAGAUAAAUGUAAUUGUUGCUUUCCUAAUAAAAAGAGACCCUGUCCAAACAAUGUAUGUGGUGCCAUCUAUGACAGCAUUAUACAGUAUCAUGCAUCAAUGCCACUGGCACCUUUUUGGAAAAACAGUGAUGUCCAACAGUGGUCGACAGAACCGUGGGAGGUUUGCAAAUGUUUUAUAAAUGCUCCUGGGUACAAGGACAAGACAUCAGCAGACGAAACUGAUUGCACUGGGUUGCUUCAUGUUAUCAUAAAUAACAAGUACUUUCAUAGUCAUAUUGGAGGCAAUGUUGCAGGACCAAACAAUCUUUUUUCAAAGGUACGUCAGUACAGAAACAUGAUUUUCCACUCAAGCAGUAUGGAAUUAGAGGAAAGCGAUGCAAAUACUUACAUAGAUGAUAUGAUAACAGUUCUACAAGAUAGUAAGGAACUUGUUCAUCAACCAGCUGCACAACAAGCUGUACUGAAACUCCAAGAUCUGAAGAAGAAGGACUUCAUUAUAACUACUGUAGACUUUGAUGAAAUUCUGGGACAAAUCAAUGAAGAAAUGAAAAAAGUUCUAAAUUCAAUUGAUGAUGCUGCAACUAAACAGGAAUACGAUGAUCUAAAGAAGAAGUUUAUAGAAUUUGAAACCAAGAUGUCAGAAGAAAAGGAUGGGGAAAAGCUUGAAAAUGAAAAAGAACUUAAAGAUCUUAAGAAAACGAUCACAGAACUUGAAUCACAAAUGGUCCAGGAGAAGAAGGAAAAACUCGAGAUGGAAAUAGAACAUGUCGAUUUAAAAAAGAAAUUUACUGUCCUAGAGACUCUUGUUGCAGAACAGAAAAAGGAAAUGGCAAAAAUUAAGACAGAAACCUCCUCAGGUAAAAGUCAGACAGAUUAUGAUCAAGCCAAGUUAGAAUGGCGAGAAAAGCUGAUUGAACAGUAUCAAAAAACCCUGCUGCAAGUUCCUACAACACCUUUACAACCAAAAAGUGAAAAAUGUAGCUUUAAUGAGAUUUAUAUUAGGCCCAAAAUAACGAGGGAAAUAAUACGAGAAAAGGGUGAGACAAAGGAGGUGGAGGUUAAAACAAUGUCAGAAAUCUUUACAAAGGAUGAAGUCCCCAAAAAAUCUGUAUAUGUUAUAGGAGAUGCAGGGUCAGGUAAAACUAGUUUUUGUAAAUAUCUGGUCAACUGUUGGUGUUUGGCACACAGUGAGGAACAUGAAGCCGACAAUGAAAAUGAAGAUGGCAAUGGUAAACCUGAAGGGAACAGUGAAAAACAUGGAGAUGACAGUAAAAAACAUGGAGCUUGCAAUGAAAAUGAAGAUGGCAGUAGUAAACCUGAAGGUGACAGUGAAAAACAUGAAGGUGACAAUGAAAAUCAAGGAGGUGUCAAUGAAAAUGAAAGUGGCACUGAGGAACAAGGAGGUGAUAAUGAAGGACAUGAAACACAUGGAGCUGGAGGUGUCGAUGAAAUUGAAGAUGGCAAAGAGAAACACAGAGGUGAUUUUGAAGAACAUGAAAAAAGAGGAAGUGACAUUGUAAAUAAAGAGGUAAAGGGGGCACAUAGUGGAGACAUUGAAAACGAAGAGGGCAGUAAGACACAUCAAGGUGUUAUUGAGAAACGAGGGAAUGAAAAACAUGUGGGUGACAUGAAGAAAAAUGGAAGUGACAGUGAUGACAUUCAAGAUAACAACGAUGACUUAGUACACUCCGAAUCCCACAAUGAUGACUCUGAUGGUGACUCAAUGCCUUCCGAAUCUAACAUUUAUGACUCUGAUGAUAUUUUAACAGGCUUUAAAUUUGACAGUGAUGGCUAUGUUGAUAGAUUAAAUGACUACAUAUUCGACAGUGAUGACACUGAUGAUAUCAUAACAGACUUUAAAUUUGAUAGUGAUGGCUCUGAUGGUGACUUAACAGACUCUGAAUUUGACAGUAAUGAUUCUGAAUAUGAUAGCAAAAAUUAUGAACUGAAAUUCAAUGGUGUAAUAGAGAUGAAGAAAUUUGAUUUUGUAUUUUACAUCCCUCUUAGACAGUAUCGAAACAUUGACACUAUCGAUGAAAUGCUUCAAAAACGUUACCAAAUGAAAAUGUUAAACACACUUCUGGAAGAGGAAUCCUCUAGAGUUAUAAUUUUGCUUGAUGGCUUAGAUGAAUGGUCCUCUGAAAAUGUCCCAGGACAUAGCAUCUUCAAGAAGUACACAAUAUUAACUACUUCGAGGCCAUGGAAAUUUCAUACAUUAAGAUCUAGUGAUGUGAAGAUUGAACAGUCGCUGAAUCUGAAGGGUUUUGAUUUUAGAUGUGAAUGGGAAAUGGUAAAUAGGACAGUUUCACAAUUAAAUAUAAAAAGACAUUCUAGUAAAGAAGCAAGAGAUUGUAGGGAAAAGCUAAAAGAAGAGUCUCUGGAAAGUUUAAAACAGGUACCAAUUAUGCUACAUCAACUGAUAUGUCUAUGGUUUGAUGGUAAACUCGAUAAAACCUUAAGAUGUGCCAUCUACACCGGUAUGUUAGAGUUAUUCUUCACCUGGAAUGACAUGAAAACUACAGGAACAAGUACUAGACUUAUGAAGAGUGCCCAGAAAGUAGAUCUUCCUAAAUAUUUAGCCGAUAAAACUAAAUUAAGAUUAAACCGCCAUUUCAUUUAUGAAGUGUCACAGUUGGCUUAUGAGACACUAUUUAAUUGUCCGAAGGAUAAAUCCUUGACAUUUGACAUUUGUAUGUUUGAUGAAGUAGAGAUAUCAGAUGAAGUAAGAGAAAAUUGCUUGAAACUUGGAAUAAUGACAGAAGAUGAAUGUCCAAGUUUAUCUGUAUCAGAACCACCAAGCUCAUUGUUCUCUUUUAUUCACAAAUCAAUGCAAGAAUUUCUGGCUGCAGCGAAUAUUGGUAUCAAUUUUAAUAUGAAAUUGGGUUCGUCAGAUAGUAAAGGAAAUGAGGAAUUAGCCAAGAAGUUUAUAAAAGAGGUUUUUUAG